UACCUGUCUUGUCCUAUCCUAACCCCCCUCUUUACCCCUCUUUCCUUUCCCCACGAUUUCCAAUUACUACUUCCCCUCCUCCCCCCUCCCCGGGUCUCCUCCCCUCCUUUCCUAAGGUACCUGGUCCUCUCCUACCUAACCCACUCUUUCUCUGCUCUCCAAGUCCCAACCAAUCCUUGAGCCCCGGGUUCCAAGCCGCAAAGGCUCAAACCCCGACAGAAGAAUGGCACUUUCCCUGACCUGCUCACCGUAAUGUGACCGUACCACCACCCAACCCCACCCGUCAUUCUUUUUAUCAAACAAAAGCUCCCCCCGCCCCCAACCCUUCCUAACCUGCCCCUCCCCUCCUCAUCCCUCUGACCCCAUUUUCUUUUCUCUUUCUACAUCUCUCCUCACAUAUCUCUCACUCACGCUACCUUAAUACCUCAGAGCAGCAUACCUCGCUCCUUCCAAAGAGUCAGCAUUUCAAAGAUGGUUAAAGCAGCUGUGCUCGGCGCAUCUGGUGGCAUUGGCCAGCCCUUGUCUCUCCUGUUGAAGACUUCUCCGCUGGUUGACGAACUCGCCCUGUACGAUGUUGUUAACACUCCGGGUGUCGCUGCCGAUCUGUCCCACAUCUCUUCUGUUGCUAAAAUCACUGGCUAUUUGCCGAAGGAUGAUGGCCUGAAGCAUGCCCUAACUGGAGCUGAUAUCGUUGUCAUCCCCGCUGGAAUUCCGCGCAAGCCUGGAAUGACCCGGGAUGAUCUUUUUAAGAUUAACGCUGGUAUUGUGCGCGACCUUGUCAAGGGCAUUGCCGAGUUUUCCCCCAAGGCGUUCAUUCUGAUCAUCUCUAACCCCGUCAACUCAACGGUUCCCAUUGCCGCAGAGGUACUCAAGGCCGCUGGCGUCUUUGACCCCAAGCGCCUCUUCGGUGUGACUACCCUGGAUGUUGUACGCGCGGAGACUUUUACCCAAGAAUUUUCGCGCCAGAAGAACCCAUCUGCUACCAAGAUCCCAGUUGUGGGUGGCCACUCUGGUGAAACCAUUGUCCCUCUGUUCAGCAAGGCUACGCCCGCCUUCCAGAUCCCAUCAGACAAGUAUGAUGCCUUGGUUAAUCGUGUUCAAUUUGGUGGGGAUGAGGUUGUCAAGGCUAAGGAUGGCGCUGGAUCUGCGACUCUCUCUAUGGCUUUUGCUGGUUUCAGAUUUGCCGAGAGUGUGAUAAAGGCUUCCCAGGGCCAGACAGGCAUUGUCGAGCCCACAUUUGUGUAUUUGCCUGGAGUUGCCGGCGGUGACGAGCUUGUCAAGGCUACGGGCGUCGAGUUUUUCUCUACUCUUGUGGCUCUUGGGGCGAAUGGAGCAGAGGAGGCUUUUAAUGUCUUGGAUGGAAUCACCGACCAGGAGAAGAAGCUUCUUGAGGCUUGCAACAAGGGUCUGAAAGGCAACAUCGAAAAAGGCAUCGACUUCAUCAAGAAUCCUCCACCAAAGUAAAUUUGUCCAUCCCCGCGCAUCAUUUACAAGUUUUCCAUCCGCUAGUCGAUGUUUUGUUGAUACCGUACACUUGUCUUCUCCCUGAGAGGCACCUCUCGGUUGAUUCGCUCGUCGUUCACGGACAAGGUAAUGGAUAGAGUAUCGCUGAUCGUUGUCAUUCCUUGAAGAUAGGCUCUGAAGGAAGAAGUAGAGGACAAAUUGACACAGCAGUCGUGGAAGCUGUUCAAACUAGUAGCAUGACUUUGGGGUACGAGAAAUGUGCAUCAUACAAUUAAGCAUCAUGUAUAUCUGUGCCUCAGCUUUCACUUUGGUAGCAUGCGGUAGUCGGUUGAUCUGUAGGUUAAUGGUCGC
Aspergillus japonicus CBS 114.51 is the source of this 1815-nucleotide messenger RNA. Its product is annotated as malate dehydrogenase. Gene Ontology annotation, cellular component: cytoplasm. The record is from RefSeq and is a predicted model, not a curated record. The transcript has 8 exons. Bases 472 to 1464 code for a protein of 330 amino acids. NCBI's taxonomy places the organism in Eukaryota, Fungi, Ascomycota, Eurotiomycetes, Eurotiales, Aspergillaceae. Gene Ontology annotation, molecular function: L-malate dehydrogenase (NAD+) activity. Gene Ontology annotation, biological process: tricarboxylic acid cycle; carboxylic acid metabolic process.